GUGCCGGUAGGAGGAGAAGAAGAAGAGCGGUAGAAGGCGGCGCGUGGCGGGCUGAGUUUGACGGAGGAGAAACGCAGCAAAGAAAGGAGGGCGACGUUCCUGGCGUCCAGAGUCCAUGGAGACGGAGGCGGGUGGCUCCGCCCCAUCGGGCGCCGUGGCGUCCUCCCUUCGGGAGCGGACGAUCGCAGAGAACAGCAUGGUGAUUCUGCUGCAGGGUCUGCAGGGGCAGGAGACCACCGUGGACCUGAGGAACGAGUGCGCGGCCCGGGGACGCGUGGUCAGCGUGGACGCCUUCAUGAACAUCCGUCUGGAGGACGUCCUGUACCGGGACCGGCGAGGACAGAGCACCCGGCUGCAGGAUCUGUUCGUCACGGGCAGGAACGUGCGUUACGUGCACAUCCCCGACCACGUGGACAUUAUGAAGACCAUGCAGAACCAGCUGGCUCAGAUCCACAGAGUCCGGAACUUUGCCGGCGGGAAGAAAGAGUUCACCAAGAAGAACUAAUGACCCGUUUGAUAGAACCGGAUGUUUCAAACCCUGGUUCUUGUUUCCAGAACAAUCGGACUGAAGGUUUGGACCACGAUCUGGUUCCUGUUCUCAUUAGAACCCAGACGGAUUUUCACUGUGAAUAAAAGGACUGAAGGGUCCAAACCAA
This is a messenger RNA of Cyprinodon tularosa, 656 nucleotides long. RefSeq names its product LSM10, U7 small nuclear RNA associated (gene lsm10). Gene Ontology annotation, biological process: mRNA 3'-end processing by stem-loop binding and cleavage. The transcript is spliced from 2 exons. Gene Ontology annotation, molecular function: U7 snRNA binding; histone pre-mRNA DCP binding. NCBI's taxonomy places the organism in Eukaryota, Metazoa, Chordata, Actinopteri, Cyprinodontiformes, Cyprinodontidae. The record is from RefSeq and is a predicted model, not a curated record. The coding region runs from base 116 to 505 and encodes 129 amino acids. Gene Ontology annotation, cellular component: nuclear body; cytoplasmic U snRNP body.